CUUUGUAAAGCGAAAGCGCGCGGUCGCGUUGGUCUUGGAGCGUUUAUAGCAUAUAAAAAUCGAAUUAGUCGUUAGACCACAGCUGGAUUCCAUAUACCAAAAGACAAGAAAGAAAAAUGCCAUCCGCAUCGGCGACAUUUGUGCGCAUACUGAUCGGCGGCCUUGCUAUCCUGGUCGCUGUGGGCUACAAGAACUAUCGCGAUUUGGGCGCGCCCGGCAAGCGGCCGGAUUUGGAUAAUAAUGAAUAUUGGGGACCUAAGCUGAAGGGUUCAUAUCAAGAAAAUAAGCUCGUUUCGCCUUAUGACAUAAGUGUUGCGCCCGACGUUAUUGGCGAUUUGAAGGCACAGCUGGAGCGUCCGCUGAAGCUGCAGGAGCCGCUGGAAGGCGUCGGCUUUGAGUACGGUUUCAAUGCCAAGGAAUUGAACAAGGUUGUGAAAUAUUGGCGGGACAGCUAUUUGCCCAAAUGGAAUGAACGCGAGCAGAUCCUUAAGAAGUUCAAGCACUUCCAGACCGAAAUCCAGGGUUUACGAAUUCACUUUAUACACGCCAAGCCCAGCAAUGCGGCAGGUAAAAAGGUGCUGCCGCUGCUCUUGAUGCACGGCUGGCCCGGCACCGUGCGCGAAUUUUACGAUUUUAUCCCAUUGCUGACCACGGGCAGCGAUAAGAGCGAUUAUGUCUUUGAGGUUAUAGCGCCCAGUUUGCCAGGCUAUGGUUGGUCUCAGGGCGCUUCGAGGCCUGGUCUGGGCGUCGCUCAGGUGUCGGUGAUUAUGCGCAAUCUGAUGCUGCGUCUGGGCUUCAAUAAGUUCCUCAUUCAGGGCGGCGAUUGGGGCAGCCUUAUUGGCGCCAAUCUGGCUUCUCUGUUCCCAGAGAACACCCUGGGCUAUCACUCCAAUUUGUGUGCUAACAACAGUCCUAUGGGCAAUCUUCGCCAGCUGCUUGCCUCCUUCUUCCCCUCCUUCUACAUUGACAGCCAGUACGCACACUUUUACAAAGGCCUGGGUGAUACGUUUUUCAUGAUCCUGGAGGAGUUCGGCUAUGCGCAUAUACAGGCCACCAAACCGGACACCAUUGGCACGGCGCUGGCCAACAAUCCCGUUGGCCUGGCGGCGUACAUACUCGAGAAGUUCUCCACAUGGACGAAUCCAGAGUACAAGAAAUUGGAGGACGGUGGUCUGACCAAGCAUUUCACCUACGAUCAGCUGCUGGAUAACAUUAUGAUCUACUAUGUGACCAACUCGAUAACCACAUCUGUGCGUUUGUAUUCCGAGUCAAUGAAUAGCGCACAGUUGAGCCUCGACGUGGACAGUGUGCCCGUCAAGGCGCCAGCCGGCUGUGCUCGCUUUGCCCAUGAGGUCGCACACACUCCGGACUCGGUGCUGGCCAACAAAUUUCCGAAUCUGGUACACAGCACACAUCAUUCCGACGGUGGACAUUUCCCCGCGUUCCAGGUGCCACAGCAGCUCUAUGAUGACUUUGUGGCAUAUAUAAAGAAGGCGUUUCCCUAAACUUGAAUGAGUCCAUUUCCAUUUUCGGUUGUACUUUAAGAAGCGGCACAAGGAAUAUAUAAAACUUUUGUUUAUUUUUUAUAUAAAAAGA
Messenger RNA from Drosophila virilis, 1596 nucleotides. RefSeq names its product Juvenile hormone epoxide hydrolase 2 (gene Jheh2). The record is from RefSeq and is a predicted model, not a curated record. Gene Ontology annotation, molecular function: epoxide hydrolase activity. Lineage: Eukaryota; Metazoa; Arthropoda; Insecta; Diptera; Drosophilidae. Gene Ontology annotation, biological process: epoxide metabolic process.